UACUCCAAUUAUUAUAAAAUAUAUUAGAUAACAAAAAGAAAAAGGUUAGAAUUAGUUUCCUCUCUUUUUUGCUUCUGAUUUAUGACCGUCUCCUAUUCUCUCCUCUCUUCCCUUACCAUAAACCUAUUUUCGACCAUUUCCCUUCUAAAACCCCAACCCCCUUCCUUCCUUCUUUAUUCUCCGCCGCCGACCAUUUUUCUUUUCUCUUCUCUCAUAGCUUCUUCCUCUUGUGUGGCAUUUCUAGUUUCUCCCAUUCUUCUUCUCCAGAAAGAACCAACAGGUCACUCUUCCUUCUCCUCCCAGUUCUUACACUCAUGUCUAACUUGUUUCGCGUAAUCCUUCUACUUAAAUCUCCAUCGCCAGUCUUUUCUCAAGGAUUUUCCCGAAGUCCGUUGAAAUCUCUCAGAUUCUUAUCGACUUCUUCUGAGAUUGUAUCAUCUACUGAAUCUGCUCCGUUGGCUUCUAAUGCUGCCCAGCUCAAGAAUAAACGGAAGGCUGUAAUUGCGUUACUUGCGGAUUAUGGAUUGUCUGAAUCACAAAUCUCUGUCCUUGACAAGAGGUUUCCUCAAAUUCUUUCUGCGAACCCCGAGAAAAUCCUAUUGCCCAAACUGUUGUUUUUUCGAUCUAAAGGUCUUUCUUCCCCAGAGAUUGCCAAAAUAGUAUAUUCAUUUCCUUAUGUCUUAUCAGGAAGUUUAAACAAUCGAAUUAUUCCAGCCUUUGAUUACAUUCAAGCCGUGCUUGGAAGUGAGGAGAAGACUCUCACUCUCAUAAAAUACUUUGCGGGUAUUCUCACUCAGGAUCUUCGAAUUUCAGUUGGUCCCAAUAUUGAAAUUCUGAAACAAAUUGGAGUGCCGGAUUCAAAUAUUUUCAAAUAUCUUCAGUACCGGCCUAGAGUGUUCUUGACAAAUCCCAUCCGAUUCAAGGAGACUGUAGAUAGAGUUACGGAAAUGGGAUUCAACCCUCAACAAUUGCAGUUUGUUGUUGCUGUUUUUAUUCUGCGAUCACUGACCAAAUCUACAUGGGAUAAGAAGGUUGAAGUUUAUAGGAAAUGGGGAUUGUCUGAAGAAGAGAUCUGUUUGGCUUUUAAAAGGCAUCCAUGGUGUAUGAUGGUUUCUGAGGAUAAGAUUAAUGGUGUAAUGGAUUUUUUUGUCAACAAAAUUGGAUGUGAAUCAUCUUUCGUUGCUAGUAGACCAGUUUUAAUUUCACUUAGUUUGAAGAAAAGGAUUUUUCCUAGAGGCUACGUUUAUCAAGUUUUGCUGGCAAAGGGUUUGAUUAAGAAGCACGCGGAUAUUACUAUGUUCGUAAAGUGUUCUGAAAAGCAUUUCAUUGAAAAAAUCAUCGACCCUCAUAAGGAGCAGAUUCCUGGAUUGUUAGAGUCGUAUGAACAGAAAUUAAUGGAUUCUAGAAGAUGAACAGGUUUAUGAAUAUAAUUUGUACAUUUAUAAUGGCUUCAAGAACAGGUAUGUGCAUGUUUUGGAAUGAGAACUUUAAAUUUGGGAUUUUGAUUGGCAAGUAGGCUUUGUUUGUCUAUUGAAAUAAAUGGUGGUCCUGAUAUUUUUCAAACUUUAUAGCAUGUACAUUAUUUAUAUAUGUUGAUGGGACCUGGAGAUCUAGUUAUUCUUAAACCUGGUAAUGACGGGAUAGUGAUAUAGAUGUCGAGGUUAAUCAAUUAUUUGGAAAUGAAAAAAAUAUAGAGCAUGAAAAUGAAAUGAUACCA
Messenger RNA from Cucumis melo (muskmelon), 1717 nucleotides. RefSeq lists its product as uncharacterized. NCBI's taxonomy places the organism in Eukaryota, Viridiplantae, Streptophyta, Magnoliopsida, Cucurbitales, Cucurbitaceae. Gene Ontology annotation, cellular component: chloroplast. The record is from RefSeq and is a predicted model, not a curated record. Gene Ontology annotation, biological process: regulation of DNA-templated transcription; chloroplast organization. Bases 315 to 1412 code for a protein of 365 amino acids. The transcript has 3 exons. Gene Ontology annotation, molecular function: double-stranded DNA binding.